AUGUCCUCCUUCCCUUGUUCUGGUCCUGGCUGCAGCUUUGUACCUCCUGUCUCCUGCAGCCCCCUAGGCCGGCAUCAUGAUACCAUCCACUUUCAUCAACUGCUAUGUCCAGACCCCUCCUGUGAGGUGUGUAAUAGCACAACUGCUGAGAUCAAUCGGCUGCUGUUCCCGCAGGCCCUGGAAGAUGCUACUCCCUUGGCUUCCACAGCCCCUGUGACUUCCUCAUCGUUCACUCUCUCCCCUGACUCCUCAGCAGUCCCUCCAGGAGACCUAAUAUCAGCUUCUCUGCCUGAGCCUUCCCCACCACCUGCCUCCAUCUUCUCACCUAACCCAGUGACCCCCUUGGCUGACUUUUUUCCACCCUCACCACCGGGUGAUUCUUUGCCACCAGAGUCUUUUCCUCCCUUGGAUUCCGAAUUCCCAAAGGACAAUUUCCCACCCCAGUCCCUUGCCUUUCCUCCAAUCCCACCAAAUGAUGCUCAGACAGUGGAUCCUGUUGUCCAUCCAGAGGCCACUUUGUCUCUAAAUACUGAGACCUUUGCUUGUCAUAAUGCACCACCAACCCUGUCUGUUUCACCACCGCCAGACUGCAGUUUAACUAUGACUCAAUCUAAAUCGAUUUCCAUCUCAAUGAAGCCUGUUCCAGAGAUCUCAUCUCCAGAUAGCUCUGGUGGGUUGCCUACUUAUGUCCCGACAAUCAUGGGCAUUAAUGCCUCCAGAUUGUCAAUUUUAGACUUCCCUUGGUGGCAAACUCAUGCCAAAGACUUCUGCCCUUCAACCUUGGCUCCAUAUAAUGUUCAUCACGAGUUGCUGGCCCUCCAUUCUGCAGAGGCUUCUUCCAGGGGAGACCCUGCAGCCAAGCUUGUGGAGCCUGCUAACCUCUCACUUCUCAGCCCUGAUGUCCUGGCACUCCUAGAGAAACAAGUCCAAAAGAGGAGUGACUUCUGGAUGUGGAAGGAAAUGAAAAAGGGUUCUGUUCCAAAACAAACAACUGCUGAUAAACAUGACUUGGCAGUCCCCCUUCCUUUCUGGAGCAGCAAAGACCAAUCAAAGGAGCUGCAUGCGCAUCGGCAGCCCCCAUAUCCUACAACCACCUUAAAGGAGGGCCAUUUACAGCAAACCCCUAUCCAGCUCUUCUGGGGUCUCCCAACUCUGCAUAGUGAGUCCUUGUUCUCUGCUGCCCAUGUCUUGGACAAUUGUUCUUCCAUCUUUAUUUUUAACAGAAUCUCGAAUGCCUCCACAGAGCAGGAAUCCCCAGUAGUUCCCCAUCCUCUUCCUCUGUGCUUGCCUGAGAACCAGCCCCAACCCCAGCCCCUACCUAUCCCUCAGGUCCAGCCCCAGGCCCACCUUCAGUCCCCACUCCCAAUCCUGCCAUCUGGUCCUCUAACCCAGAUUAAGGUCUGUGGAGUGUGUUUUCACAGACCUGAGAAGGAAUCAGAGUGUCUCCUAUCAACUGAAAUGCAACAGCUGGAAUGGAACGUGUUGCAGAAGAAACAGGAAACUGUGUGGGGUUUACCCGCUGUUGUCCAAAGAUCCCAGGAGGACUUCUGUCCUUCAGCUCCUAACCCUUCUCUUAAUCACCGGGCCUCCCAGGCCCGUGUUGCAAUCUCUAUCCUUCCUGGGCAGUUUCCUCUCACUGAUGAGCUUCGAACAAAACUAGAGCGUCACCUUCGAAAGAGGCUCAUCCAACACCGGUGGGGCCUGUCCCGCAGGAUCUAUAAGUCUCUAUCACUGAUGAGUCCAAGUAUUUUUUCAGAGACCCCUAACUUGCAGCGCUAUCGUGGACGCACAUGGAUCUCUAAGAGGGAGAGUAAAUUGAGCGAAUCUGAAAGCUCUGAGGGGGACUCAGAAAUGAUUCAGCUAGAGGACGAUGACCUGGAGAAGGAUAACGAUGACCUGGAGAAGGAUCAGGGACACAACCCAGAGAAUGGCUCAAAAGAUUAUCUGUUGAGUGACCCAGAGAGCUCUUCAGGUAAUGAUAUGGGGUAUGAUUCUGAAAAAGAACUUAGGAGCCCACCAGAGAAAAACUCAACACUGUCUGUGGAGACUUUAGGUCAGAGACAACUUGAAAAUGUCUUGGAAAUACAUUUGAGCAAAAAGUUUGAGGAAAUCAAUGAGGGUCAGCUCCCCGGGACUGUGCAUAAUUCAUGGCAUAGUAUGAAGCAGACAUCGCUUCUUUCUGAGAACUCCCACACUGAAAUAAAACAGAGAAGUUUGCCACCAUCAGAGGUUCAGGACUACUCCCUGAAUACCUUCCAGGAGCUUCCCUUUAUUAAAUCUAGUGCACAACAGAUGCUGGAAGGCCAUAUUAAAAAGUUUCAUAUGAGGAUGACGUGGGGCCUUCCCCCCAGGGUCCUUGAAUCCAUAGAGCUCUUUAAACUGAUAAAGGACACAUCCCAUUCUAGCUUUUCCUCCUCAACCAACCUGAUUUCUGAGGUGAAUUCCAAACCUGGGGGCUUCAACUCCCUUAGAGGCAGCUCUAAAUCUCUCCAUGGAGACAAAGUGGGAACAGCAAAUUCAGCCCCCAUCCUGGAUCAUCCUCUCCCUGCCGCCUCAACUGUGGGCAAGGAAGAACAGAGAAUUCCGAGGCAAUCACCCUCUGCUUUCAACCAUGAGUUUGUAGAGGAUGUUCAGAAGAUUAAGGAUGGCACACAGACUCUUACACCUGUCAAACAUGACACCAGAGGCAACAGAUGGCCCCCAAAGCUGCCUGCAAGGCAAGCUGGGGCCAGACAUGAGCCAAAGGAUAAGAGUGCAAAUUCUAGAGGUAGAGGAGGAAUGCAACAGGGCAAAAAGAAGAAUCUAGAACCUGUCGUUGUGCCCACAGUGUCCAGGGAGAUAUUCAGGGCCAAGCAACUUGAUGCUCAUCAAUCACAAUCUAAUACCUUGACAACCAGCAUGCCAGUAAGCUCCCAAAUCAUAAAGGUGAAUGAUAAUAAAGUCAAAACUACCAUCCCCAUUAAAAGCCCCCCACCAAACCUAUCAAUUCCCCAAGAUCCUAAAUCCUCAAACCUUAAAGAACAACUGUUGUAUGAGUUAAAGUUUAAACUGGAAAACAGAGAGCAUAGCCGGGCCCAAGCCCAACGCACUGGCCUGCCCCCUGCCUCAGAGAGUUUGACUUACAAGGCCUCACUGACUCAUGCCCAAGGUGUCUCCAGUGGGGACAUGGGAGCUUCUCAGGUGCUGCAUGUCCAUCCAGAGGACACUAGAAUUAGUAUGGAACAACAGCAGAAGCCUUGGGUCCCUAAGCAUGUCUUAAGGAAGUGCCAGAAUAAUAAUCUCCCACCAGCUGCGGUGACCAUGAGCCCUCCGGGCUCCAAGGCACAAGAGCUUGGUGGAGGGGAUGCAGGACUGGGGACAUCCCAACUUAAAAGGAACAGUUUCCCUACUGAGGAUGUGGCAUUGAAGAAGAGGUUCCCUACUCAGGACGUGCUACUGAAGGAAAAGCUGGGAAGCAAGCCUUCCCAGGCCCUAUCACAGAAGGGUCAGCCACCUCCUGAAAGCCUUUCCCAGAAGGGUCAGCCUCCUCCUGAAAGCCCUUUCAGAAAAAAAAUGAAGCAUUUUUUGCAAUGGCUUAAUCCAGGGAUAAAAUGCAAGAGGCAAGAAAACUCCCAGGAGAAGGGCAGCCCUCUAUCAUCUGUGGAAAGCAGAGGCCUACUUAAAGGUAGAACUGCCUUUACUGGGACAACCAAAGUUCAGAAAAUCAUGACAGACGUUGAGAAGUUCCUAAAAGAGAAAGGGCGUUGGCAUGCAAUAGAUAGCACCUGCCCUCAACAGCCCAUUCCCUUCCCAACCAAGUAUGGGAAAACUCAGCAGGAAGCACAAGUGCAGGCCCAGGCACAGCCUGUCCAGGGGUAUCCUUUCAACUACAGGGCUCCCUCCUGUAAGGUGACAAAUACCAAGUCCUGCCACCAACAAGCUGUCUUUGCUGGCCAAGGCCAUACUGGAAGUAUUAGACAGAUCAGAGACAAGGACAGACAGCCCCAGAAAGCUGUGGCAUUUAAGGACCAGCGACUGCAUAACAAGUAUCCCCUAUCCACGCCCCACAGGGAGCCUGCACCCCACCCACACGCCACCUGCAGGCAUCAAGCUGGCCAGGGGGCCUCCGGCCACUCUCACCACUGCCGAAGGCACUGUGUUCAGAGAUCUGCCUCUACUAUUUAG
This is a messenger RNA of Neomonachus schauinslandi (Hawaiian monk seal), 4164 nucleotides long. RefSeq names its product spermatogenesis-associated protein 31D4. Bases 1 to 4164 code for a protein of 1387 amino acids. The transcript has a single exon. NCBI's taxonomy places the organism in Eukaryota, Metazoa, Chordata, Mammalia, Carnivora, Phocidae. The record is from RefSeq and is a predicted model, not a curated record.